GGAAGAACACAAUCUCAGAUUUUCUAAAGCAGAUGGGGAAUCAGGAAGAUGAAGAAUUUUUUCGCAACCUCUCACGCAAAGAGCUCCAAGGUUUGUGCAAGAAACAUGGCCUUUCGGCAAAGAUGACAAAUUCUCAGUUGGCCCAUUUGUUGGUAUCUUAUUACCGGUCAAAUCAGAAGAGUGUUAAUUCAGCACCCUCGGGGGAGUGGUGCAAUGGGUCUAUGGGUGUUUUUCCUCCUACAUCAUCUGUACCACAAUUGGAAGCUGUAGGAGAAAUCUGCAAAGGAAUGCAUGAAGGAGGAUUGCAAACAUCUGAUGCUGAUAGCUUUGGACCUUCCCAUUGUUCCAAAGAGAAGGACAUUUCUGAACAUUUGAAUUCUCGAACUGCCAACUACAGUGGGAUGUGUAGUCAUAAAAAUGCCCAGAUGUCUCCUAAGGCUUCAGGUGCAACUGUGAACAUGGUUCUCAAUGACCCUUCCAUGAAUGGAGCUAAAGAAGGCUAUGGGUGCUCUGCUUAUGGUCAGCAAGAGAUAACAAUCAAAUCGCGUUUUGGCUCUCAACGUGAUUUGGCUAGUUUUAACGCUCAAAAGUUUGAGUCUCAGAGGCCUGCAGUGGCAAGAAACUCGGAUAAGAAUUCACAGGAUUCCACCACAAAUGGUGGGGCAGGCAAUUCACCACAAAUUCAGUAUAGAAACUUAACUUCUAGUAUGUUUUCUACAGAGAAGGGCCUUCGCUCCAAUGAGACUUCCAUAAAAGCACCUCUUUUUAAGUUGUAUGUCAGUUCUGAAGAAGGAAUUAAUCUUUUCGUUGAUUUAAAUUCAAGUCCAUCAGAGUGGGUUGAGGGCUUCACAAAUGAGGUCGGUAUCUCCCAGAAACUUACAAGCUUGGAAGUGGGUGAAGAAAAAAUGAAAAUCUCAUCACUUUGGAGUGAAGAGUCAGGAUUGAAAACCAAAGGUGACCCCGGAUGUCCCAGAUCCUCCCCUAGUUCAGCUGCAACAAAUGACCACUCUCUGCAGGUUCCUCAUUACUCAGAUAUAACUGGAGAAUCACUAAGGUCAUGUGCAACAAUACCAUGCAGAACUCCUAUAGAAAUAUCAGGGAUUUCAGAGAAUGAUGAUCCAGUACUUUCAUCCUUAUCCAGACCUCAUUCUGAUGUACAAAUGCAGAUGGUUUCUGGUACAGAAACCUGUUUUGGAGAAGGGGAAAUGACAUGUCUUGAUUUAGAGGUCCUUGAUACUUCCCAGACAAAAUCUGCCUCUAACUCUGUUUUGGAUAUGAAGUUGGAUGGACCAAAAUGCCCUGAUUCUAUGAAGCAUCAAAAUUCAAUGUUUAGUAGCAUUUCAACUGAAAAUUCUGCAAGACACAGCUCAGGGACUUAUAAUGUUUUCCCAGAAAGGGGUCUUCCAGUAUCUAGCAAAAUCUGUGAGGUUUCAGUCCCCUCCAAUACUGCCAGUUUUGAAAAUCCUAGUGAGGUCUGUCCUGGAUUCUCACCAAGUAUUUCUAUGGAGAUGCAGUUGUCAGAAGUUAGAAGUCAAUGCAAGAAUGUGAUGAAUUCCUCUUUCCAGAACUGUGGUCUAGUUAAUUUCGAUGAUCUGAUGCACAGCACACAAAUUGAAAAUGGAGAAUCUGCAAAUUGUGAGCAUGAUCAGAACACCUGUAGGAACCCUCCAACUGCAUAUACUGAAACAUGGGAAAGAAGCAGCACCAUAAAUGAUAGAGAGAGCUCCGAAUGCUCGCAGAUAGACAACUCAUCAGAAAAGACCUGUAAAAGGUCACAUGGUAAUGAAUAUUGUGAUGGACGUCAGAGUAAGAGACUGCACACUAAUUGUGUAGAUCAAAAUGGGUGCUCCAAACCUACUGGAAAGAAUAUAAAGAGUUCAACGCAUACGGAAAGAGAAGUUCCUAGCCCUAGGAGAUCAUUGCGGCUAGUCUCUAAGUGAAUUCAAGUUCAAGUCAGAAGUAGGAAAAGGUAGGUCAGUUUGAGAUCACAUUCUUUGAUGGAGCCAGUUUGAGAGCAAUGAGGUUCGAUGACAUGUAGAUGCUAUAGUCAGUAUUUUAAGCUGAAAGUGGACGCAAGGGGACCACAUAAAACCACUGGCCACCAAAGCCAUUAAUUCACAUUUAGAAGUUCAAGUUGACUGAGGAGACCAUUAUACCUAUAAUAUUGAGGUGCAGCAGAUUACCUCUUUUUAAGGUAGAUUUCAUCUUGGGACAUAUACCAUUAACAGUUUAAACCUUUGGGGUCCUUAUGACCAAAUUCUUUCAUUCCUUUCUGUUAGCUCUAAAGUCCAUUAAACCAGCUUUGUAGUGUAUGGAGUUCUAGUCAAAUUGUU
Telopea speciosissima is the source of this 2333-nucleotide messenger RNA. RefSeq lists its product as uncharacterized. The record is from RefSeq and is a predicted model, not a curated record. The coding region runs from base 33 to 1940 and encodes 635 amino acids. NCBI's taxonomy places the organism in Eukaryota, Viridiplantae, Streptophyta, Magnoliopsida, Proteales, Proteaceae. The transcript is spliced from 9 exons.